CUGCACGGUCUUUAUUCGCAUCUCAAUCACGCCUCGCUCCUCUAUCCUCUGUUCACACCUGUGUACGAACACCUGUGCCGGUCUUCACCCUCCUCCCAAUUUAUUCGAUCGCUCCCAAAUCCGAGCGAGCAUCGACUCUCCCGAUCGAUCUCUCUCUCGCUCUGCCAGUUCGUAUUCUUUCGACGAUCCUUUAUCGGUAGAUCCACAUAGACGUACGUCAUAUAGCCUUGGGCGGUGGGGGUCGCCGAUCCCUGCUUGGCCUUUUUUUUGCGUUUGGUUGCUGUCAAGUGAGAGAUCGGUCGUGUGGUGCGGCUGCCAUGAAGGAAGGGAGGGUGGAGGAGAUGACGUCGGGGACGAGGAUGCCGACGUGGAGGGAGAGGGAGAACAACAAGCGGCGGGAGCGGCGGCGGCGUGCGAUCGCGGCGAAGAUCUACGCGGGCCUCCGGAUGUACGGCAACUACAAGCUCCCCAAGCACUGCGACAACAAUGCCGUCCUCAAGGCCCUAUGCGAGGAGGCCGGGUGGGCCGUCGAGGAGGACGGCACCACUUACCGCAAGGGAUGCAAGCCAGUGGAACACGUGGAUAUCGUUGGAUCCUCGGCUUCACCAAGUCCUUGUGUCUCCUAUAACCCAAGCCCGGCCUCAUCAACCUUGGCAAGUCCUAUGUCUUCAACCUUGAUCACUAACGCGAAGAAUUUAACCAGCGGCACAGAAGGCAACUCCCUCGUUCCAUGGCUAAAGAGUCUCUCAUCCGUGUCUUCCACAUCCACCUCUUCCAAGCUACCCAACCUCCAUCAUCUAUAUGUACAUGGAGGGUCCAUAAGUGCCCCAGUAACCCCUCCGCUGAGCUCUCCCACUGCCCGAUCCUCGCACAUCAAGACUGAUUGGGAUGCGCCAGCCAUCCACCCAACUUGGGCUGGCCACCAAGAUACUCCACAGUCUGCAUGGCUUGCUGGCUUGCGCCUUCCUUCUGGUGGUCCUUCUUCACCUACCUUCAGCCUUAUAUCGUCUAAUCCUCUUGUCUUCUAUAAGGAAGCCAGUGGCUCCCGAAUGUUGACUCCAGGACAGAGUGGGACGUGCUCUCCGGUACCCGGUGGCCACAGCCAUGGUGAUGUUCAGAUGUCUGAUGGUGGUUCGGAUGAAUUUGAAUUUGGAAGCAGCAGUAAUGGCACCGAUACAGCAACCGGGUUGGUGAAGCCAUGGGAAGGGGAGAUGAUCCAUGAGGAGUGUGCAUCCGAUGAGCUGGACCUCACUCUUGGAAGUUCGAAAACCAGAUCUGUUGCCUGACGGACGGUCGAUCGAAUCAGCGUCCCCCUAUCUUCUGUUAUCUUUUUCUUGUUUUGAAGUCUAGUUUGGUUCCUAUCUUCUUUACGAAAUGUUGGGAAUUCUAAGUAGAUAGAUAGAGGAUUCAAGAGAGAUGAUUUUAGUUUCUUGCCUUCAGCUUUAACCACUUUUUUUCUGAAGAAAAACUGGUGUAUGUUAUAUAGAGUGUGUGAAGGGAAAAAGCAAAACAUGUAUGUCAUCAGGGCAAAAACUGAGUGGGUCAUGUUUCUCGUACUUGCUGAGUUUGAAUCACCGGUAUUGCUCUUCAAUCUCCAGCUAAAUUAUAUCAACUCGCGGAUUAACUUUUGA
Molecule: messenger RNA, 1631 nt
Organism: Musa acuminata AAA Group (dessert banana)
Lineage: Eukaryota; Viridiplantae; Streptophyta; Magnoliopsida; Zingiberales; Musaceae
Product: protein BZR1 homolog 3-like
Exons: 2
Coding region: 318-1286 (322 amino acids)
Biological process (GO): DNA-templated transcription; brassinosteroid mediated signaling pathway
Molecular function (GO): DNA-binding transcription factor activity
Source: RefSeq, a predicted model, not a curated record